CACCGCGGCCCCGGCGCUCCGCGCUUCCUCUCUGCGCUCGCGCUCGACGAGGAGGCACCAGACGCCCUCACCAUGCAGAACGACGCCGGCGAGUUCGUGGACCUCUACGUGCCGCGGAAAUGCUCCGCCAGCAACCGCAUUAUCGGCGCCAAGGACCACGCGUCCAUCCAGAUGAACGUGGCCGAGGUGGACAAGGUGACGGGCAGGUUCAACGGCCAGUUCAAGACCUACGCCAUCUGCGGGGCCAUCCGCCGCAUGGGCGAGUCCGACGACUCCAUUCUCCGGCUGGCCAAGGGGGACGGCAUCGUGUCCAAGAACUUUUGACUGAUGAGGCAUUGUCAUAAAUAAACAAUAAAAAGCUUGUCCGAGCCUCGGCGCCUGGUCUGCAGGGUUGGGG
Molecule: messenger RNA, 397 nt
Organism: Talpa occidentalis (Iberian mole)
Lineage: Eukaryota; Metazoa; Chordata; Mammalia; Eulipotyphla; Talpidae
Gene: RPS21
Product: ribosomal protein S21
Exons: 5
Coding region: 73-324 (83 amino acids)
Biological process (GO): endonucleolytic cleavage to generate mature 3'-end of SSU-rRNA from (SSU-rRNA, 5.8S rRNA, LSU-rRNA); translation; endonucleolytic cleavage in ITS1 to separate SSU-rRNA from 5.8S rRNA and LSU-rRNA from tricistronic rRNA transcript (SSU-rRNA, 5.8S rRNA, LSU-rRNA)
Cellular component (GO): cytosolic small ribosomal subunit; ribosome
Molecular function (GO): structural constituent of ribosome
Source: RefSeq, a predicted model, not a curated record